AUGCGUUCCGCUCAGUUCCUUGCCCUCGCGAUGGCCGUCGCUACCUCCGAGGCCGUCUCUCAGGGUUUCAACUACGGUGCUCUCAAGGUUGAUGGCAGCCUCAAGACCCAAUCCGACUUCGAGACCGAGUUUGCUACUGCUAAGAACCUCGUUGGAACCGACAAUGCCUUCACCAGUGCCCGUCUGUACACCAUGAUCCAGGGUGGUACUACCAACGGCCCCAUUGAGGCCAUCCCCGCCGCUAUCAAGGAGAAGACCACUCUUCUCCUUGGUCUCUGGGCUUCCGGUGGUGACAUGAGCAACGAGAUUGCUGCCCUCACAACCGCCAUCUCCACCUACGGCGAUGCCUUCACAGACCUGGUCGUCGGUAUCUCCGUCGGCAGUGAGGAUCUUUACCGUAACUCCGUCACUGGUGUCAAGGCCAACGCCGGUCUCGGUGUCGAGCCUACCGAGCUUGUCGACUACAUCAACCAGGUCCGCUCCGCCAUCUCCGGUACUUCCCUGAGCGGCGCCCCCAUCGGCCACGUCGACACCUGGAACUCGUGGACCAACAGCUCCAACUCUGCCGUCAUUGAGGCCGUCGAUUGGCUCGGUUUCGAUGGAUACCCCUACUACGAGAACACCGACCCCAACUCCAUCGAUGACGCCAAGGCCCUCUUCAACAAGGGCGUUGCGAAUACCAAGGCUGUCGCUGGCGGUAAGGAGGUUUGGAUCACCGAGACUGGCUGGCCUACUACCGGCGCCACCGAGAACCUGGCUGUCGCCAACGUCGCCAACGCCAAGCAGUACUGGGACGAAGUUGCCUGCCCUCUGUUGGGCGUCACCAACACCUGGUGGUACAUCCUCGAGGAUGCCGGUACUACCGCCCCCAGCUUCGGUGUCACUGGUUCCUCCACCGACACCACCCCUCUGUAUGACCUGAGCUGCAAGGCCUCCACAUCUUCCAGCUCUGCCGCCUCUUCGUCCAGCACCUCUGGUGCCGGUUUCGCCGAGAAGUCUGGUGUCGCUACCGGCGCUUCUGCCUCCGCUACUGGCUCUGCCUCCGGCUCUGCCUCCGGCUCUGAUGCCUCCGGUUCCAGCUCCAGCUCCGGCUCCAGCUCUGGCUCUUCUUCUUCCGGCUCUGGCUCCAGCUCCGGCUCUGGCUCUGGUGUCUCCGGCUCCGGCUCUGGUGCCUCCGGUGCCUCUGGUUCCUCCUCCGCCGGUGCUUCCUCCCCAUCUGUGACCCCCGGUGUCCGCCCCUCCACCAAGCCCAAGUCUAAGAGCGCUUCUGCCUCCGCCUCCGCUUCCGGAUUUGCCUCUAGCACUGCCUCUGGAUCCUCCGCUACCGCCACUUCUGGCAGCAAGGGCUCCGGAUCUUCCGCCUCUGGCUCCGGUUCCGGCUCCGGCUCUUCUUCCUCCGACUCUGCCUCUCCCUCCUCCACCCUUUCCUCCAGCUCUGCCACCCGUGUCGCUGGCUCUGCUGCCGGUGCCCUGGUAGUUGCUCUCGCCCUUGCUUUCACUUUCUAA
Messenger RNA from Penicillium crustosum, 1506 nucleotides. It is a transcript of the gene bgt2, whose product is annotated as GPI-anchored beta-1,3-endoglucanase EglC. Gene Ontology annotation, molecular function: 1,3-beta-glucanosyltransferase activity; glucan endo-1,3-beta-D-glucosidase activity. The record is from RefSeq and is a predicted model, not a curated record. The transcript has a single exon. Gene Ontology annotation, cellular component: extracellular region; cell surface; fungal-type cell wall. Bases 1 to 1506 code for a protein of 501 amino acids. NCBI's taxonomy places the organism in Eukaryota, Fungi, Ascomycota, Eurotiomycetes, Eurotiales, Aspergillaceae. Gene Ontology annotation, biological process: carbohydrate metabolic process; cell wall organization.